Messenger RNA from Brienomyrus brachyistius, 4846 nucleotides. It is a transcript of the gene sp4, whose product is annotated as sp4 transcription factor. The record is from RefSeq and is a predicted model, not a curated record. Gene Ontology annotation, molecular function: RNA polymerase II cis-regulatory region sequence-specific DNA binding; DNA-binding transcription factor activity, RNA polymerase II-specific. The coding region runs from base 532 to 2712 and encodes 726 amino acids. NCBI's taxonomy places the organism in Eukaryota, Metazoa, Chordata, Actinopteri, Osteoglossiformes, Mormyridae. The transcript has 6 exons. Gene Ontology annotation, biological process: regulation of transcription by RNA polymerase II.
AUUUUACAGUCAGCUUUAUAUAUAAGAAAAAAUAUCAACGCGGUACUAGAGAGAGAAUUGCAACAAAUAGCAGGUUAAGGUGCCGUGUGGCUGCAAGGUUUCCAAAGGGGGCGUGAAUAGGCGUUGAUUUUCGUCAGAUGUUUAAAUAUGAAUGGGUUGGUCUUCAGACGGGGACAGUUUUUUUGUAACUUCGAUUGGAUACAAAUUAGCAAUGUUCGCAUACAGGAACAAAAUACGAUGAACGGAACUAUAGCAGCAGCGCACUCCGAGGCUGAAGAGGCCGGAUAUGUCUUCUUUGCACCGUUAUUCUAGGGGGUUGAUCGCGCUCGGAUUUGGCACCGCCCUUCCUGACGGGAGGAUCCCCUAGUCAGGGAGAGAAACCUUAGCGGUCGGAGGAGCUACGCCACAGCCUAGCAGUAGCCAUUCGUGGAAAAAAAUAGGCCGUCCUUCUUCGGGCUUCAGCCAGCCUCUGAUUCCAUACCGUCCGGCCUUUUUUCUUAAACAACUCCUCUCCGAUCUUAUUAAUGCAGGAUGAGUGAUAAAAAGAAGGAAGCGAUGGCGACAGAUGAGGGGAAGGCGACUGGCGGUGAUUAUGGCAAUAAAGGCAAAACUUCAGGUUCACAGGAUGCACAGCCGUCUCCCCUUGCGCUGCUCGCUGCCACAUGCAGCAAGAUCGGCGGCGAGGGGCAGCUUGCGGGGCAGCAGCAGUUCAUCAUCGACCCGAACCAGGGGCUCGUCCAGCUCCAGAACCACCCGCAGCAGCUCGAACUCGUCUCCGCGCAGCUUGCGGGCAGCGGUUGGCAGAUAGUGGCCACGCCGCCCUCCGGGUCUAAGGAUAACGCUGCACAGAGCGGCAGCGACGGGACCCCGGGCAAGAGAGUUAAAGCGGCCGGCUUGAGCAAUGCGCCGGGAGGACAACAGCAGUACCAAAUCUUCCAAGUUCAGAACAUGUCCAGUCCCACAGGCAGUAUUCAGUAUCAAGUAAUACCGCACAUUCAGACCGCAGAUGGCCAGCAGAUCCAGAUAAACACGGCAAACGCAGCUGCGGUGAACGUGCAGCCCGAUCAGAUUCAGCUCAUCCCCGCGGGAAAUAACCAAGUGAUCCUCGCAGCUCCGAACCGGGGCGCCACGGCCACUAACAUCGUCGCUCAAAAUGCGGCUAACGCGGCUGUUCCCCUUCAGAUUCGGCCGGGGGUGUCUUUCCCUCUGCAGCUGCAGGCGAUUCAGGGCGCUCAGCCUCAGAUGGUGACCACGCUGCCUAUCAACAUAGGCGGAGUCACGCUGGCACUGCCCGUGAUCAACGCGGUGGCGGCAGGGGGAGGGUCCGUCCAGUUGGCUCAGCCUACAGACGGCGGGGUUUCCAACGGUAUUCAGCUGGUGUCCACGCCCAUCUCGGGCGCUGGUAGCACGGCGGCAGAAUCUACUACGACCACCUGUGCCGGGACUCCCAGCAGCGAUACGUCGGAUUUCAAUACAGCCCUUUCUGGUUCGGGCGCUGUGGUGCAGAAAGGCCACCCCGCCGACGCGGAUGGUCCGGGUCAAAUUCAGACGAACGGGAUCCAGGCGGCGCAAGACCAGCCGGCUCAAAUCCAGCAGGUCCAGAUCGUGGGGCAGCCCGUGCUGCAGCAGAUCCAGGUCCACCCGCCCCAGCAGCAGCUCGUCCAGGGUCUGCAGCCACAAGCGAUCCAGUUGCAGCCGGGCCAGACCAUACAAACACUCCCGCAGCUGCAGGCUCUGCAGAGCCCGGCGCAGGUGCUCAUUCGAGCCCCGACCUUAACCCCUUCCGGGCAGCUAAGUUGGCAGACGGUGCAGGUCCAGAACAUACCGAACGUGCAGGUGCAGGGCGCCGGGGUCCCCCAGCAGCUGGCGCUGGCCCCGGUCACCUCAAACGCCGGCGGGGCCGCCUUUGCGCAGAUCGCCCCCAUCACCUUGAGCGGGACGCCGAUCACACUGAACGCGGCGCAGCUCAGCCCCGGACCCAACAUCCAGACCCUGAACAUUGCCAGCCUUGGAGCAGGGGUGCAAAUGCAAGGGGUGCCCGUCGCCAUCACGGGGGUGCAGGGGCAGCAGCAGGGUCAGGGUGGGGUGAAGGUACAGCCAACUCCAGUGACAGUUACCGUCGGCAGCAUCGCCAGUGCGGCAGCCCUGAGCGCCGUUAGCCCUGACCAGACCUCGCGCGUCCAGAGUCCAGCUGAAGAGGGGCAGCCCACCAAGCGGCUGCGGCGGGUGGCGUGUUCCUGUCCCAACUGCCGUGAUGGCGAGAGCAGGAACAGCGAUCCGGGGAAGAAGAAGCAGCACGUGUGCCACAUGGAAGGCUGCGGGAAGGUGUACGGCAAGACGUCGCACCUGCGGGCGCAUCUGCGCUGGCACACGGGCGAGCGGCCCUUCGUCUGCAACUGGAUCUUCUGCGGGAAGAGGUUCACCAGGAGCGACGAGCUGCAGCGUCACCGGCGGACGCACACGGGAGAGAAGCGGUUCGAGUGUCCCGAGUGCUCCAAGCGGUUCAUGCGGAGCGACCACUUAUCUAAGCACAUAAAGACCCACCAGAACAAGAAGGGUGGAGCAGCGCUAGCUAUCGUCACCACGGAGGACAUGGAGGACACCGUCGACGACGUGCUGGCUUCGCCCAGGAUCGUCACCGUGGCAUCCCUAUCACAGGACUCCAACCCAGCCACGCCUACUGCGUCCAGCAGCAUGGAAGAGGAGUUUUAGCUCCGCCUCCGAACUUAACGAGGUCCUUUUUUUUUGUUUCAGGUCUGCGUAAAACGAUGUUCGAGGCUGUUGGGGUUUUCUAAACGAAUGUUCAGUGAAGUAGACAUUUUAGAAAGAGCUAUUGCAAAAAGAAUAUUUCUAUAUGACUGAAUUAAGCACAAAUAUGGGUAGACAGGGCCCCAGGUCGCUGUAAAAUAUCUUGCAUAAAAAUACAAUAUUCGCUUCUAUGCACAAAAUACCCGUUUCUGCUUGGGGUUCACAGUCAUUACAGUGCAAAUUGCGGUAUUUGAGCAGGUGGAUUUUUAUACACGUGGAGUGGUACAUUUUCAUGUAGUACAGAACCGAAGUUUCGAGCCGGUUUAACUUUGUGAGCUCGAAAACGGCGAUGGGAGCGUGCGGUGGAUCUCGGUGGGUAGGCACGGGAGGAUUGCUCUUUAUUUUAAGUCAUCGGCGUCCGUUUGAUUGACAUUCAGGACACCGUGUGCUGUUCUGGUUUCUUUGGUUCGGAAGCUUUUUGAAAAAGUUCUGAUCCAGCGUACUUCUCGGUGACGAGGCACGCAGACUCCAUUUAAAUGGUUCUCUUUUAUUGAAGAGUUGGCUGCAAGCUUAAUUUCCUUUUGUUUAAGGAAGAAACAAACGAAUACCUUUUUAUGUACAGAAGCACACGUGAAUAAGCGAGUGAUAGCUACCUUUCAAACCGCUGUGAGAAUGAACCCCCCGUUUCUACAGGAAAACAAUCAAGCUUUCUUCUCGAUACAUUUGGUGAGUGAUACAAUUGAGACAAUCUUUUUGAGACCAUGUUUACAUUAAUGUAAAUUACAAAUCAUAUUGUUAUAUAUAUAUAUAAUGAAAAAGCAGAAAAUUUUCUUGAUGUUUAUUAACCUGAAAUGUUAUACGUCGUAUGAUCAUGCUACUUUGCCUUAGCAUAAACCGGGAGUCUGGAACUUUUCCUUGCAACCCCCCCCCCCCCCCCCCCCCCCCCCUUCUGGAUAUUUGUUCCAUUCCACCGCUAGUUAAUUAGUUCGGUUAGUUGGCGGUGGACGGAUCUGAGCUGUAUGGAAUGUCCGGGGGUUUCCAUGGAGACGAUCUGGACCCAUUGGUAUAAAUCACAGAAAGUAAUAUGACUAAAACCCUGGUUCAGUGAGCAGGGUUUGAACAGGUGGUUAUUGUAUACCGGCCCCCUCGAACACUUAGCUGGUGCUCAGAAGGACGUGUAUAAUUACACGCCGAAACUAGGCCCUGAUGUGCAAUAAUCCCAGGCCCCCCCAUGUGGAACUGUGUUGAAGUUAAUCUUUAUUUGUCUUUUGUUUUUCUUCUUGCGUGUCCCAUUAUGUGUCCACGUUGUCGUCCUCGUGCCGUAUGUCAUGGUUUCCCCAAGAAUUUCACCUGUUUGGCAGUGUUGGUGUAUGAGACGUGUUUCUCAAGGUGUUCUAGAUAUUUCGCAAUCAGUCCCGUUCUCCUCAGUUUCGCGCAUUUAUUACCGCUGACAGGAGAAAUGCGGCUGUGAAAGCCACGGUGAGAUUAUCGCGAGCUGUCAAUUACAGCUGGGUUGAGCCCCACAGCAACAAACAAAUUAACCAAUGGGAAAUGGCUAAGCAGGUGAUUGACAGCCUACAAUAAUCCCACCCACCAAGCCUCAUUUGUCCUGUCACUGUAUAUUAGUAACUGCAUUUGGCUAAUUUAUUUUCGGUGGUUUUACCAUUCUCCAUUGCAUAUUGCUUGAAAAAGUGUAUUAUAAUCAAAUUCUGAGAUUAUGUACAGCAUGUUUUAUUUCUGCUUAUAGUAAUUGCUGAAUUAUAACUGUAUUGUGCUUUUAUAUGUGGAAACAUAACAGUUUAUUUAACAAGCUUUUCCUGUUAAAAAAAAAAUUAAAUAUUGUUUAAAGCAACAUAACUGAUACCAAACGAUUUAGAUGUUUUUUCGUAAUAUUUUGUGGGACUAUUAAUUAUUAUUAUUAUUUUUACAUUUUCUAGGGACAUUUCCUUUGUAAAUCUUUUUCUAAAAUAUUUGUCACCAUGAUGUUUGAUAAUGAUUUUGUUUGCCAGGUUACCCUCAAAAACUUCAGUUUCUCAAUAUUUUUAAAGCAGGAGGUUUGUACAAAGAUGAUUUAUGAACAAAAUAAAUAAAAAAAAAA